UGUGAUUCGCCUCUCCUUUAUCUGCUGUGGGACUCCCCCUCCUCCUCUCCGCUGCGCCUCAAAAGCGCGAUCCAUGGUGCAAAAGCCUCCUUUUCUCCGUUUUCCUGCAGGAUGGCAUUCUUCAAAUAUCUUCGCUCUGUUAAGAAUGGGCUUAUCCUCUUCACAACUCCAUUUCUUCUUCUUCCACUGCCUUUAGUGAUCGGGACAUCGGAGGCAGAAUGUGCCUAUGUGAUAAUCCUGAUGGCAGUGUACUGGUGCACAGAGGUGCUACCACUGGCCAUAACAGCCCUCCUCCCAGCCCUCCUUUUCCCCUUGUUUGGCAUCUUGGAAUCCAAGGAUGUGUGUAUGCAGUACCUGAAGGACACAAACUUGCUGUUUGUGGGGGGGCUGAUGGUUGCGGUUGCUGUGGAGCACUGGAAUCUGCACAAGCGCAUCGCCUUGAGGGUGCUGCUCUUUGUCGGUGUGCGCCCAGCGCUUUUGAUGUUGGGUUUCAUGGGUGUGACAGCCUUCUUGUCCAUGUGGAUCAGUAACACGGCUACCACAGCCAUGAUGGUGCCUAUUGUCCAAGCAGUGCUGGAACAGCUCAACAACAGUGAGGCAGAAAUGCCUCAGAUCCUCAGCUCAGAGGAGCAGGUCCAGACAUCAGAGAGUGACAGCAAACAGCCUCCACAGACAGAGAAACACAGUGAAGCCCAAGGCCCAGUGGUGGUGACUUUCUUAGAUGCCACAGUGGAGGCUGCCAGGCAUAAGGAGGCAGCGGAAAGGCGGAGAAUGUGUAAAGGGAUGACCCUAUGUGUUUGCUACGCUGCCAGCAUCGGAGGCACCGCCACACUUACAGGAACUGGUCCCAAUCUGGUGCUCAAGGGCCAGAUGAACCAACUCUUUCCUGAGAAUGGAGAUGUGAUUAACUUUGCCUCCUGGUUUGGCUUUGCCUUCCCUAACAUGAUCCUCAUGCUCACGCUAGCCUGGCUUUGGCUGCAGUUUGUCUUCAUGGGAUUCAACUUUAAGAAGACGUGGGGCUGUGGAGCUGUGAAGACAGAGAAGGAGAUUGCUGCCUAUAAUGUGAUACGUGAGCAGCAUCGUAUGCUGGGGUCCAUGUCCUUUGGAGAGAUCAAUGUCCUUGGUCUCUUCAUUCUGCUGGUGGUGAUGUGGUUCACAAGGGAUCCAGGAUUUGUUGAUGGCUGGGCGACUCAUGUCUUCAACUCCAAAGCAGAGUAUGUGACAGAUGCCACCGUGGCAAUCUUCAUUGCUGUCCUUCUCUUUGUUCUGCCUUCCAAACCCCCACAUUUCUGUUCAUGGAGGACUCAAAGUUUCGACACAGUAUCCCAUCAAACUGUUGGCCCAACUCCACCUCUGCUCACCUGGAAAGUUGCCCAGAAGAAGUUACCAUGGGGCAUCGUGCUUCUUCUUGGAGGAGGUUUUGCUCUGGCCAAGGGCAGUGAAGAAUCAGGACUCUCAAAGUGGAUGGGUGAUCAAAUGACUCCCCUUCAAAAUAUCCCUCCCUGGGCUAUUGCUAUCGUUUUGUGCCUACUGAUUGCUACCUUCACUGAAUGCACUAGUAAUGUAGCCACUGCCACCCUCUUCCUACCUGUCUUGGCCUCAAUGUCUCAGUCCAUUGGGAUCAAUCCAUUGUACGUCAUGGUGCCUUGUACUCUGAGUGCCUCAUUCGCCUUCAUGCUGCCUGUUGCUACGCCUCCAAAUGCCAUCGUCUUUUCUUAUGGGUACCUCAAGGUCGCUGACAUGGCCAGAACAGGAAUAGUCAUGAACAUCAUCGGCAUCCUAUGUAUUACACUGGCCAUUAACAGCUGGGGCAAGGCCAUGUUUAACCUGGACUCCUUCCCUGUCUGGGCCAAUGUCACUGGGGUGUGAGCCUGGUUCUGCCACAGGAGAUGAUCCAUGCACACCCUGCCCUCCCUAUCCACAUGUGCCACACAAAGAUCUCUGGUCAGAGCAGCAGCACAGGACCACACGGUGGACUGCAUGUGUCCGAUUGCUGUUAGGACACAAGCUCCACAAGGCUUGUUUUCCCCUGAGUAUUGCCUGUGAAAGAAAGCGGUGAAGAAUAUGAUUGGGAAGGAAGAAGAGUGGUCUAAGAAUGAAAUUAAAAUCUUUUUUUUUCAACUUACAUUUCAUCCUAAUGAAGCUAUAGACCCUUUAUGCUCAUAAAGCAGUAUGACAGAAUUCAUAUGCGUAGCCUAUACGUAUUUAUACCCUUAAAUAGACACACCGUUAUCCUACUGAGCAGUCAGUUCUAGAGACACCAUUCAAUUCAACUCUUUUUUUAAAUCAAGGGAAUAUAACCAAAAGGAAGAGCUCAUGAGAUCAAAGAUGUUUUACAUAGUCACAUCUUAAUAGCAAUAAGCCAUACUGUAUAACAUAAGAACAUACUUUCUCACAUUUACCCAAGUCCAGCACUUAAGUAUGUAUAUACUUAAGUAUAAGAUUAACAUUUUAUGCCACUUCUGCUUUUACUUAACUACAUUUAAGAAGAAACAUUUUUUAAUUAUCUGACAGCUGUAGUUACUAGUUACUUUUCAUAUGAAGAUUUUAUAUUGAAAACACAUGUUUUUGUAAAAUGUGGUUAAUUGUUACAGAUUGUUACGUUGUUAAACGACCCAACUGCAUACAGAGUUGUUAUAAUUAGCUCCACCUCAACCACAUACAACAUUAAAACUCUGUGUAUAUGUUAAUACAUUACUAAAAAUCCAGUAAAAUGACACAUUAUAAUAUGAAAAAGGCAGUCCUACUGCCUACCUGUAUGCUUUACUUUUGAUACAUUUUUGUGUCAGUAUUUCUUGACUUUCACUUAAGUAAAACAUUGAAUGCAAGACUUUUUCUUGCAAAGGAGAAAUUUUACCAUUAUAGUUUUACUGCUUUUACUUAAGUAAAGUACUUCUUUCACCACCAACUCUAUUAGCACUGAGUUUUACAUACACAUCUCCCAAAACCAAUAGAUAAUUGGCUAAUAUGUACAUUACAGCAGAAAUCUGACUACAAGUAAACACUUACGUUUGUCUAUUUGCAUUGAAAUCAACCUCUGCAUUGACCUUUAUAUAUCUGUAUAUAUAUAUAUAUAUAGUAUAUGAGGGGAUGUGAUACUUCCAGCAUCAGCUGAACUUUGAAACCUAUCAUCACUGCAGAAGUAAGAAAUCCAUAUCUGCCUUGUACAAACAUACUGACUUAUUGUACUGUAAACACAUUUUCAGUAUUUCAGUCAAUACAGUAUGUGCUGACACUGUGAAAUGUCUCACUGCAAUAAUGAAUUCUGUCUGAAUUGAAAUAAAGUGGUAUUUAAUAAUCACUGUAUAUAUUUUUUUCUUAAAAUUCAAGACUUUUGCACAUGUGAAAUGAUGAAUGAAGAAUCUUCUCUGCCUAGAUGACCAGUGGACUGAGGAAAUCAAUAUUUCACUGACUUGUGGCAAACUAUAAAAAUAAAAGAGUUUUGAUAUAA
Seriola aureovittata is the source of this 3451-nucleotide messenger RNA. RefSeq names its product solute carrier family 13 member 5b (gene slc13a5b). The transcript is spliced from 12 exons. Bases 112 to 1869 code for a protein of 585 amino acids. Lineage: Eukaryota; Metazoa; Chordata; Actinopteri; Carangiformes; Carangidae. Gene Ontology annotation, cellular component: membrane. Gene Ontology annotation, biological process: citrate transport; monoatomic anion transmembrane transport. Gene Ontology annotation, molecular function: sodium:dicarboxylate symporter activity; succinate transmembrane transporter activity; citrate transmembrane transporter activity. The record is from RefSeq and is a predicted model, not a curated record.